UUAAUCGCUCGGCCACGUAAGUCAGGGUCGGUUUUCCUUCACAGAUUUAUUUUAUCACGUUAAUUUUAGCUUCUGUGAUAAUUUGUGAGAAUGGUUUAACAACAUAAACUCGUGUGUAAAGUUUUUCAAGUUCAGAAAUCGCAAUUAAAGCGAUUGACAAGACAUGGCUCACGUUCCGAACGCAUACAACAAUGUUCCUGGCCAACAAAACUCGAGCCCUGGACCUUUCCAACAGUACAGCCAAAUUCCACAGAGCCAGUUACCCGGGCCCUUGAAACAGGAUGGAAAUUUGGACAAACAGGCCCCAGUUAUGGGAUUCAACAGCCAGAAUCAUUUUAAUCAGAGUGGAAACAGUUCCCCUGCCUUCAACCAACCGGGAUUGAUGCCUCAACAUACAAGUUCCCAGUCAUCACCUAUAAGACCACUUAAACCUAUUAGUAAUCAACCUCCUAUGCAAAACAUCCAGAACAUUCCAAUGAGUUCUCCCAGUGUGCAUUCUAACCCUAACACUAUCUCUUCAUCAUCACCCUAUCCCCCUAAUGCUCAGAAUCAGAUAAACAACAAUGCUCCACCUUUAGUUCCCUCUAGUCAAUAUAGUCAACCUGUUAUGAAUGGUCCAAUGCCUGCCCCCAAUCAAAGACCAAUUAACCAAUAUCCUCCACCUUCAAGUUCCUUUAGUUCACCAUCAGUAAACCAGCCUCCAAUAAAUAGUAGUUAUUCACCAGUUAAUCCUUCCUUUGGUAUUCAAAGGCCUCCUACUUCUAUGCCACCUGGUCUGCCGGCGAAUUCACAUAGUGCGCCAUUGACUGGACCUAGAAACAGUCCACAAACAACUGGGCCACAAGUUAAUAUGCCUCCACCUUCAAGCAUGCCCAACUUUGCACCACCUGUGGGGCCUCUAAGAAGUAACAUUAUGAAUGGCCCAAGCGGACCACCACCUAUGUCGGCACCAAUAACUGGUCCAAUGCCACCUAAAGGUCUACCAUCGGGGCCUAUGCUGUUUGGUCAACCUGGUCCAAACCUUGGACCACAGACUAGCCAACAACAAUCAAAAUCCCAAUAUAACAAUGGCCCAACUGCACCAAUGAGUCAACAUUUACCAAAUAUGCCACCGAUGCAAGGAUUACAAAGUGGACUUACACCACUUCCCCUAAUGAGCCAACCAGGUUUAAAAAGUGGACUACCACCAAUGCCACCAGUUAGUCAACCAGUGUUACAACCUGGACUACCACCAAUGCCACCAAUAAACCAACCAGGAUUGCAAAGUGGACGUCCACCAAUGCCACCAAUGGGCCAACCAGGAUUACAAAGUGGAUCUACUUUACCACAAAUGAAUCAACCAAUGCCAGGCCCAGCUAGUGGCCCUUCAACAAAUUUACAGAACAGAUACCCACAGAUGCAGUACUCAACUCAGCAACAAAACCAAAUUCAGCAAAAUAUUGCAAAGCAGUUUCCGACACAUAAUCUAUAUGGCGCAACUCAACAAAUGGGGCAGCUUAGUGUGACCAAGCAAGGCUUUGAUCAGUUAUGGGGACAUCAGAUGGUUGACCUUUUGCAAUGUAAGCAAAUUCUGCCUGGUUAUCCUGAGGAUCCUCCAGAAAUAAGGCUUGGUCACCAGUUCGCAGAGUCGCCAAAUUGCAGUCCAGAAGUUUUCAGAUGUACAGUCAACAAGAUUCCCGAAACCAACUCCUUGUUGCAGAAGUCUAGAUUACCUUUAGGUAUUCUGAUACACCCAUUUAAAGAUCUAAAUCAUCUACCAGUCAUACAGUGCACGUCGAUAGUGCGUUGUCGUGCAUGUCGCACUUACAUCAAUCCGUUCGUGUACUUCGUAGAUGCGAAGCGGUGGAAAUGCAACCUUUGUUACAGAGUCAACGAUUUACCAGAAGAAUUCCAAUACGACCCAGUGAGCAAGUCGUAUGGUGACCCUUCCAGGCGGCCGGAGAUCAAAUCGGCAACGAUUGAGUUUAUCGCGCCAAGUGAAUACAUGCUGCGGCCGCCGCAACCCGCUGUAUAUUUAUUCCUUCUAGACGUUUCUCAGAUUGCGAGGGAGUCUGGUUAUUUGCAGGUGGUCUGCGACACAUUGAAGAGCAACUUGAAUAAGCUACCAGGCGAUGCGCGCACGCAGAUCGGCUUUAUAUGCUAUGACGCGCAUAUUCACUAUUACCUGAUGAGCGAUGGUCUUACCAGGCCCAAAGAGAUGACUGUUUUAGACAUUGAAGAUAUAUUCCUGCCGUCACCCGAGUCUUUGUUAGUGAACCUGGGUGAACACGACGACUUGAUCAAGGAGCUCCUAACUAUUCUACCGCAACGGUACUCAGCGCCCGGUGUCCCAGCCUCCGCUUUAGGAGCCGCGCUGCAAGCCGCUUACAAGCUUAUGGCACCGACGGGUGGUCGUAUCACUGUCUUCCAAACGUGUUUACCAAACGUCGGGCCCGGAGCGUUGCAGUCAAGAGAGGACCCCAACGCCCGGUCAUCGAAAGAUGUGGCUCACUUGAACCCAGCGACAGACUUCUACAAACGACUAGCGCUAGACUGCAGCGGGGCCCAAGUAGCUGUUGAUUUGUUCCUCCUGAGUUCACAGUACUGCGACCUCGCAACGCUCAGUGGCAUGAGUAAGUUCAGCGCAGGCAGCCUGUACCACAUACCCCUAUUCCGAGCGCAGCGUUCGUGGCAAGCGGAUCAACUCAGGCAUAUGUUCACGAGAUAUCUGACGCGCAAGAUUGGCUUCGAGGCGGUCUUGAGAGUUAGAUGUACAAGGGGUGUAUCAGUCCACACGUUCCACGGAAACUUCUUCGUGCGAUCCACAGAUCUGCUGUCUCUGCCCAACGUUUCCCCGGACGCUGGUUUCGGCAUGCAACUCAUUAUAGAGGAGUCCCUGGCGGACUUACAGCAAGUUUGCUUCCAGGCGGCAUUACUCUAUACGAGUAGUAAAGGUGAAAGAAGGAUACGAGUUCACACAUUAGCGCUGCCAACAACGAAUACUUUACCCGACGUUUUACAUUCGGCCGAUCAGGAGUGUAUUAUUGGACUGCUUAGUAAAAUGGCCGUCGAUCGUUGUUCGUCAGCUUCGAUGUCGGAAGCUAAAGAGGCCCUCAUCAACGCAGCAGUAGAUGUAUUAUCAGCGCAUAGACUAGCCCAGAACUUACCAGUGGGAUCAGCCAGCUCGUCACUCCACGCGCCUGUAUCCUUGAAGUUAUUACCGCUUUAUAUACUGGGUCUUCUGAAACGGAAAGCGUUGCGUACGGGCACGUCGACGCGGCUGGACGAGCGCGUGGCGGACAUGUGCUUUAUAAAGAGCGCGCCGCUGUGUGCGGUGAUGCGCGGCGUGUACCCCGACCUGUACGCGUUGCACGACCUACACGAACACGUGCGCCGCGAUAAGGACAACUUGGUAUUACCAAAUCCGCCGCGCCUUCAGCUCACUGCCGAGAGGAUCAAUAUAACCGGAGCGUAUCUAUUAGACGACGGGGACAGUAUGAUAAUCUACGUGAGCCAUGGAGUCAGUCCAGCAUUCUUGUCGGAGACUUUCGGCGUGGCAUCCUUCAACCAGUUGCCGGAUGAAGCUAGGAGUUUGCCCAUGCUCGAAAAUGAGGGCAGCGAACUCUUACAUGCAUUCGUCGACAAGCUGAACGACGACCGGCCCUAUCCAUCUAGCUUGUUAAUACUUAGAGACAACUCAGCAUCACGCCAACUGUUCACCGAGCGACUUAUCGAGGACAGAGUGGAAUCCGCCCUCUCGUAUUACGAGUUCUUACAGCACGUGAAGACGCAAGUGAAAUGAGAGCGGAUUGGGUCGCCAGUGACACGGCUGGUCGAGGACUGUGUGCGAUACCAGAUGUGGCGUACGAUACUAUGACACUGCCCUAACUUGAUAAGGUUAUUUGUCUUUAAUUUUCGGCUAUACUCCCUACGUUAUACUUUUACACGUCCUUCGCACACCAUAUCUACUCAACACCGAUUCGACUUUAAUUAUAGCUUUGAAAUUUGACCCUUAUAUAGCCAACAAGAUAUUAAGUAAACUUUCAAAAUGUUUGCUAUCGUUGUGCCAGUAGUGUAAGAUCUGCCCACGCGUCACACACGUGCGUGCGUGCGUUCCCACUUUAAGCCACAUGCCAUAAAGCGUAUAUUUCAAUGUUUUAAUUCGAGUCGAGUCGGUGUUGAGACGAUAUGGUAUGCGAAGGACAUAAUGUCACAUAUUCAAGGGUGUACCUGCCAGUGUCACCUACACUUCAAGCUCUCGAAUGUCACGUGAUACAAAGCUCACAUUUCAAUGCUUUGAGUCGAGUCUGUGUUGAGUCGAUAUUGUAUGCAAAGUACAUGCCACAGAUGCCAUUGGUAUACCUGCCUGUAGAAUUGUGAAACUGUGUAGAAUUAUCAAAUUGUAACGUGAGCACGUUCUUAAUAAAUUUCCAAAUAAAUAUUCAGACUGAUGGCUACGUCGUUGGGAUGUUGAUUAUUUAUACGAAUACUUUGAGAGCUUUUAUUAUCAUAGUAAAAUGGACUCAAUGUGUCUUGCUUUUAAGUUUAAUACGUCCGAACACCGAAGGUCGAUGGUAUUAUUGUUUUCAUUUGGGGGUUUAUUAACUGUUCUUGAGAGCAUCCUAAAAGUGCCUUAAUAUCUUAGAUUUACGAACUUAUCCCUUACGAGUUGGUGAACCUGGGGAGGUGAGCGGGGAAAUCAUUUCACCGAGGUGUACAGUUAAUCGACCUGCACUAUCCAUAUAUAUAAAAAAAUAAAACGACAAUACAAACAUGGCCGUCUAGCCCCAAAGUAAGCGUAGUUUGUUUUGUGGGUACUAAGAUAACUGAUGAGUAAUUUAUGAAUAACAAUACUUAUAGUAUACAGAUUACAUCACAAAGAUGUAGUGAAUGCAAACGAAAUCGAGUUUUAAAACAAGUACAACAAGGUCUAUUUUACUGUGUAAUUUAUAAUGUUUCAAUACAUAAACGAUGCUCAGCACUUGGCAGCGUGAUGGGUCACUGCUCUAAAAACCGGGUCUCCUUUGGGCGAGGAGGACGGUAAUGGGAAGCGGACGAUGAUGAUGAAAGAAACCUGAUUAAGAGAACCUGCUCUGUGUGCAAGUCUUAUAGUAAAGAUAAAAUAGGUGAUUCUGUGAAGUGCGCUCUGGUAGUGACUAAAGUUAGUUUUUAAUUCCAGAGUUAAUUAAAAGUUGAAAUGUCACACUACAAAAAUAUGAUGUUGGUUUUUUUUAAAAUUUACAUUUGAAUACUUAUAAUUUAACCUCCAAAACAAAGAAACAAGUGCAUACUAAUUAAAUAUUACAAUCUAUUGCAAUAAUAGAAAAAUACAUUAUCAGUCAGAUUAUUUAUCUGACUUUUAUUUUGUUUUGCAUAAAAAGCUAAUUCUAAUUAUUAUUUGUUAAAGUAUAUUUAUUUAUUUGUAUAUACAUAUUUCGAUCCUCUGGUCAAUAUAUAGGUUUCGGCACAUCAAUAUUUAUGACAAUGUAGCCAGUAUGUUAUUCCGACGGCUGGUUUUUCAUUCUUCUAAUCAAACAACUAAGGUAAUCAUUGCAGAUAAACACCGAGGACAAACCUCUGCGGUUUUUUCCGUGCUUUUAUACUAACCUUUUUGAUGUGAUUGUUUUAUUUGAUAAAUAAAUAAAAAACAUGCAGCAUUUGACAAUUCAAAUUAUUAUCUGGGAUUAAAAAACCUUAGCAUAGAAUUUAUUUAUCGUAUAUCAAUAUAUUAAGUUGUUACAUAACUGUAAAUUUUAUUGUAGUAAAAAUUACCAUUAAUCUUGACAGUUUAAUAUGAGAAACUAAAAACUUGAUAUGUUUCCAAACGAAUUUACUUUUGUUGAACAAAUAUGUGUGAAGUACGGAGUUGGAAUAUAUAUACACGUAUGUAGAUAGCAAGACUCGAAUGAAAAUAAUGUCACUUAGGAUUAGGAUAUUAGUUUCAGAAUUAAAUUGUACAGAUAAAA
Pararge aegeria (speckled wood butterfly) is the source of this 5945-nucleotide messenger RNA. RefSeq names its product protein transport protein Sec24A (gene Sec24AB). The record is from RefSeq and is a predicted model, not a curated record. Bases 164 to 3781 code for a protein of 1205 amino acids. Gene Ontology annotation, biological process: endoplasmic reticulum to Golgi vesicle-mediated transport; COPII-coated vesicle cargo loading; intracellular protein transport. Lineage: Eukaryota; Metazoa; Arthropoda; Insecta; Lepidoptera; Nymphalidae. Gene Ontology annotation, cellular component: COPII vesicle coat; endoplasmic reticulum exit site. Gene Ontology annotation, molecular function: SNARE binding; zinc ion binding. The transcript is spliced from 16 exons.